Volvox carteri f. nagariensis is the source of this 1089-nucleotide messenger RNA. RefSeq lists its product as uncharacterized. The record is from RefSeq and is a predicted model, not a curated record. Lineage: Eukaryota; Viridiplantae; Chlorophyta; Chlorophyceae; Chlamydomonadales; Volvocaceae. The coding region runs from base 1 to 1089 and encodes 362 amino acids. The transcript is spliced from 8 exons.
AUGGCGGCCUAUUCCCCCCCCCCCGGACAGCCCCCCAGCUGUACAACACAGCAAACACGGAGGCUCCAGGAGCCCGACGAGACGGCGGUAGCGGGUCCGGGAUCGAACGCCAGCGCCAGAGCCGGCACCUCCAGCAGCAGCAGCGGUGGCGGCGGGGGCGGCGACGGCGGGGAGCCCUUUGCCACCGUCCAAACGGAGGCUGUGACGGCAUUGCCGCCGCCGCCGUCGCUGCACGCGGUGGAGCGCGACGGCGGCGGCGGCGGCGGCGGCAUCGUCGCUGCCGUUGUGAAUGGCAGCGGCCCCGCGGGCGUCGCUUACGCCACAGCGGCGGCGCCGCCACUACAACCACUAUCGCCGCCGUUAAUGGAGAAGCAGAAGAAGCCGCCGCUGUCGCCGCCGCCGCGGAAGCAGCACCAGCCGCCAGCCUUCCCAGCUGCACCGUCGCCCCCGGCCCCGAGCUGGUCAUCCCGCCAGCGUCUGGUGAUGACGCUGAUCAUGCCGCUGCUGGCGCUGUACUGUACGGCAGCGUUUGUGGUGGCGUGGCUAUCCACCUUCUUUGUCGUGCCGUCGUACAUCCUGGCGCAGAGGCUCUACUGGGCGUGUCCUUUCAUCCCGUACAUCUGGCGACGGUUGGGUCCGGUGGCGGGUACGACAGCCCGCUUCGGCUUCGAGGCCUCGCAUUGCAUCAACAUACUUACGCGGCUGCUGACGUUGCCGCUUCGGCCGUACUUGCCUUCCUUCUACAUAUUAGGGUUCCCGAAAUGUGGUACCACCAGCUUGGCGGAGUACCUGAAGACCCACCCUGGACUCAGCGCCACUGCCGGACUGCCGUACCACGAGGCACUGGCGAAGGAAAGUCACUUCUUCCAAGAGCGCAUCCGGCGGCUGACGCCGAAGGCCAAGAUAAUCGUGAUGUUUGCUGUACCUAAUUCGAUCGAUCGAUACCUGAAUUUCCGGGUGCAGCUCCGAGACCCGGUACCUGGAGUCUUCAGUGCUGAGAUUAUGAUGCGCGACAUGGGUGUGCCCCUGGAGUGGACGCUGUCGGAUCCCGUGGAACCUAACGACCCCCGCUUCGCAAAGGUGUGGUAG